Humulus lupulus (European hop) is the source of this 357-nucleotide messenger RNA. Its product is annotated as secreted RxLR effector protein 161-like. The transcript is spliced from 2 exons. Lineage: Eukaryota; Viridiplantae; Streptophyta; Magnoliopsida; Rosales; Cannabaceae. The record is from RefSeq and is a predicted model, not a curated record. The coding region runs from base 1 to 357 and encodes 118 amino acids.
AUGAAGGACGUUAAGUUAACAAAGCAGCCUAUAACAAAUCAGCAUCAACUUUCAAAAGAACAGUGCCCUAAGAAUGAAGAAGAUCGGGAUUAUAUGAGCAAGGUUCCUUAUGCAAAUGCAGUAGGCUAUAUUAUGUAUCUAAUGCUGUGCACUAGACCUAACAUUGCAUAUGCAAUAAGUGCAAGGACUACAAUUGAAGGCUAUUGUGAUGCAGACUACGUUGGCGACAGAGACAGUAGGAGAUCUACCUCAGCUUAUUUUUUCUUAAUAGGGGGAAAUUGUGUUAGCUGGAAAGUACAAUUACAGUCAGUGGUUGCUCUUUCAACUAUCGAAUCAGAAUAUGUUGCUACUACAUAA